Molecule: messenger RNA, 3224 nt
Organism: Erythranthe guttata (spotted monkey flower)
Lineage: Eukaryota; Viridiplantae; Streptophyta; Magnoliopsida; Lamiales; Phrymaceae
Biological process (GO): mRNA catabolic process; negative regulation of translation
Cellular component (GO): CCR4-NOT complex
Molecular function (GO): protein binding
Source: RefSeq, a predicted model, not a curated record
GAAGGGAUAAUUUUAAAAUAAAAUUUAUAAAUAAAACGAUACAAAUAUUUAGUUGGACGUGUCAUUUCAUUCUAUUAAAUUUUGUGACCAUAAACCUAUAUAUUUAAUUUAAUUGCAAGUGAAGGAAUAAAAGCCCUUAUAUAAAAGGCCUCACUUCUCACUCUAGAUUUUCUCUCUCUAUCCCCAAUUUCCAAAACCUCUCUCUACUCUCCCUCUCGAUCGACGUUCGCAAUCUAUGUAUAGAAAGACACUGUGUAUAGGAAUAUACGUAUCCCGGCCCUUCUUCACCUCCUCAUAUCGCUAGGGUUUUAAGAUAUUCAGCUGAAAUUCGAAUUCGCAUGUCAAUUUAAACUGCCCGGGACUGAGGGUUUUUGCUAGGUAGGGUUUUCUUCAUCGAUCUGUGCGCCAAUGGAAUCAGUACCUUCGCCAUUGACGUUUGUAACUAGGGAUGGGUCUCCGGCGGCUGCUGACGGAGAGGAUGACGGUGCUCUUUUAGUUGCUGCUGAACUUUCUAAGGAGGCUGCUUUGCUCUUUCAGACUGGAAAGUUCGUCGAAUGUUUGAGAGUUCUGAAUCAAUUGUUGCAGAACAAAGAAGAUGAUCCAAAGGUUCACCAUAAUAUAACCAUUGCGGAGAGCUUUCAAGAUGGAUAUUCAGAUCCGAGAAGGAUUAUUAAAGCUCUUGAACGCAUAAAGGAACAAAAUGAAGAGCUUGCUCGUGCACCUGGAGAACACUUAGCUUUUGACGCGAACAAUGAAAGCAAACAUACAACUAGCAUGAUAGGAAGUGACGCUGCUGCACAUCCUAGCUCAUCUGUUGUUUACAGUGAUGAGUUUGGAACUUCCUUGACAAUGUUCAACAUAGCAGUCAUAUGGUACCAUCUUCAUGAAUACGCAAAAUCAUUCUCCUAUUUGGACAUAUUGUAUCACAACAUUGAACCUAUUGGCGAGGGGACAGCCCUUCGUAUAUGCCUUCUAUUGCUGGAUGUUGCUUUACUUUCUCAUAAUGCAUCAAGAUCUGCUGAUGUAAUAAGCUACAUGGAGAAGGUGUUUUGUGUCAAUCAAGUAGAUAGUGGAACUGCAGCGCAUCAACAAUCUUCAUUAGUUUCAAAAUCUAUAUUGCUUCCCAGCAAUUCAACUAAUCCUGAUUCAUCUCAAACCGAUCAUACUUCGAAUAUGUUGGAAAAUUCCUUAGCUAGAGCCUUAUCAGAUGAAGCACUCGAAGAUGACUCAUUGCACUUGCUUUCUUCUCCUGACAUCAGUGGACGUAACUUUCAAAGAACCGGUAUUGCCAGGAUCCAAUCAGAGGAGUCCAUGUCAGCAUCCGAUUUGAGGCUUAAGUUGCAUUUUUACAAGGUUCGGCUUUUCAUCCUCACUAGGAACCUUAAAGCAGCCAAACGUGAAGCUAAGAUGGCUAUGAACAUAGCUCGUGGAACAGAUUACCCCUUGGCUCUUUAUCUCAAGUCACAGCUCGAAUAUGCUCGUUUGAACCAUCGCAAAGCAAUCAAGCUUUUGAAUGCGUCGAAUAACAACAACGAGAUAGGAUUCCCUAGCCUGUACUUCAACAAUCUCGGGUGCAUCUAUUACCAGCUCGGAAAGCAUCAUACGUCAGGUAUAUUCUUCUCCAAAGCCCUAAAGAACAGCUCGCCCCAAGUUGUGCAGAAGGAGAAAAAAUCCCCGAAACUCCUAACUUUGUUACAGGAUAAAUCCCUUAUGAUAACGUAUAAUUGUGGGGUCCACUCAUUGGCAUGUGGCAGACCUUUUCAUGCUGCUCGCUGUUUUCAAUCAGCCAGCCUAAUUUUUCACGACAGACCACUUUUGUGGCUAAGAAUUGCAGAGUGCUGUUUAAUGGCCUUAGAAAAGGGGCUGAUAAUAAACUCCGUUUCCUCUUCGUCUGACCGAUCUGAUAUCACAGUGAACGUUAUUGGAAAGGGAAAAUGGAGACAGCUUGGUUUGAGACAAGGGAGUCCACCUAAUGGUCACAUGUCUGAUGACAAACAGCCUGCUUUGUCAAUGUCCCUUGCCCGACAGUGUCUUGUCAACGCUUUGUAUUUGUUAGACUCUUUGGAGGCAAGUUCUAUAUCAUCCGAGGAAACUGAAUCGAAAGAAAACGGUGAAGUGAAAGAAAAAAGGGGCGGAGACUAUCGAAACUCCGUGCUUGAUUACGAAAAUAUUCGUACAAAGGAAAACCAGGUAAUGAGACAAGCUACACUUGCUGAUUUGGCAUUUGUAGAGCUGGCACUAGGAAAUCCCUCGAAAGCCUUAUCGACAGCAAAGUCUCUAAUGAAACUUCCCGAGUGCGAAAAGAUGUACAGAUUUUUAGGAAUCGUGUAUGCAGCAGAGGCUUUGUGCCUACUAAAUAAGCCCAUGGAAGCUGCAGAGCAUUUGAUGACAUAUGUGUCUGGUGCUAAUAAUAAUGUCGAGCUUCCGUAUAGCCACGAGGACUGUGAAAAGUGGACGGUCGAAAAAGUGGUGCCGGAUAAUGAUGAGUUACAACAAGGUGGGACUGUAGUAACUCGUAAAGAGGAUGAAUUUCGAAGAUCAACGUCUCACAGUCCUGAAGAGGCUCGUGGGAUAAUUUGUGCGAAUUAUGCUGCCAAUUUUGCGUUAAUGGGAGAACUUGAGAAGGCCCAAUACUUUGUGACCAAGGCAUUAUCUGAUAUACCUAAAAGUUCCCAAGCUGUUCUUACUGCAAUUUAUGUAGAUAUAAAGCGUGGCGACACGCAAGAAGCUCUUGCCAAGUUGAAACAGCACAGUGGCGUUAGAUUUCUCCGCAGCGAUUUAACAUUGACCGGCACUUGUUGAAAGUAUGUGUUUUUCGUUUAUUGAGUUGUUCGAGCCCCGUCCUUAUUAUCAGUUUAGCGAGUAGGUUGACCAUCCUUUCGGAAAGGGAUUUGUAGCAUAUAUAUAGCUCAAUUAUUCUGGGAAUAAUUUUUUUUUUUUGGUUAUUUUUUUUCCUUUUUGGUUUUUCUUUUUGAGGUAUGUUUUCGUUUAUUUUAUACAUUUUUUUUUACUUGUAGCUUUUAGCCAUUGGUGGUUUUGCUUAGUUUGGUGGUUACGGGAUAUCACCUCUAGAAUUCGAGAUGUAAUUUUGAUUUCAUAGUGGUGUAUUUUAGAGGUAGGUAUUAUGGUGCCUUGAGUGCUAUAUAGAGAGAGAGGACUUGAGCUAUUGAAAAAGAAAAAUGCAAAAACCAGUAUCAAUUUUCUUUCAGAUGCUGCUGUGCUUU